AUGGGUGAUCCGGUUAAUGAUGUUGAUCCGGUAGAGGAGUAUGAAAAUGAAAACUCUGUUGGAAUUAGCUUAGUAGAGGCCAUAUCUGAUAAUGAUAGAGACACUGCCCAAAAUUCUCAGGCCCCUAAUACUAUGUCUACUGAGGGCCCUUCCACAGAAGUUCAAACAGGAGCCUAUGAAAGAAAAAAAAGAAAGAGGACUUCUGAUGUAUGGAAGGAUUUUGUUGAAGUUGAUAGCAAUGGGGUUAAACAGCCUCAAUGUAAGUGGUGUAAAAAUAUAUUUAAAGCUUCUCGCUCAAGUUCUACCACUACAUUACGUAGGCACUUGCUGACUUGUUUGCCAUACAUGGGGUUUAAGAAAAAACAAAAAGUCUUAGCAGUUGAGUCUAAGGAGGCAGAUGGUGCCUUCACUGUCUCAAACUUUACCUAUGAUCGUAAUAGGGUCCGAGAGCUUGCCUCUCAUAUGAUACUUUACCAUGAAUAUCCAUUCUCUUUAAUGGAACAUGUGGUAUUUAAUAGAUUCAUGAGUGCAAACACUCCAUAUUGGGAAAAAAUGUCUCAGGUUGCUGCAAAAAAAGAAUGCAUGAGAACUUAUGAGAAUGAAAAGACAAAGUUAAGGGCUUUGCUUAAACAUGUGAAUAAGGUUCAUAUCACAAAUGACAUGUGGACUUCUUGUCAAAAACUUUCAUAUAUGGUAGUGACAUGUCAUUUUAUAGACUCUGAUUGGCACCUUCAGAGGCGUGUCUUGAACUUUUGUAAUAUGCCACCUCCACAUACUGGCCUUCUUAUUGCUGAUGCUUUAGAAAAGUGUUUCCAAAGUUGGGGGAUUGAGAAUAAAAUUAGUUCAAUUACUGUUGACAAUGCUAGUUCUAAUGAUGUUGCCAUUCGGAUCUUGAAAAAUGAUUUUAGAUUGAAGAAAACAUUGUCUGUAAGUGGCCAACUGUUUCAUGUACGUUGUUAUGCACAUAUAACAAAUUUACUUGUACAGUAUGGAGUUGGGGAGAUUAGGGAUAUUGUUGAUUGUGUUAGAGAUGCUAUAAAAUAUCUGUUCAAAGAAGUUUUUCCUAGAUAUGGUGAUAGAGAUAGAUGUUUUGAAUGGGUUCUAACUGAUGAAGAGUGGGGGCAAGUUGAAAAUGUUUGUCAACUAUUAGCUAUUUUCAAUGAAGUCACCAAUAUUGUAUAUGCAAGUGAUUACCCAACAGCAAACUUAUUUCUUUCUGAAAUUUGGAGAAUGAAGGACAUCUUAGGUAAGAAGAGUAGAGAUGAGAAUGAGUACGUGAAAUCAAUGGUAAGAAAAAUGAGUGCUAAGUUUGACAAAUAUUGGGGGGAGUGUAAUCUAUUGAUGUCAAUUGCUGCAGUGUUAGAUCCUAGAUUCAAAAUGGUCCUAAUCCAGUUUUGUUUUCCUUUAAUUUAUCACGGGCCGGAGGUUGCAAAGAAUAUUGAUCAUGUGUCUGUUGUGUUGCUUGAGUUAUAUAAUGAGUAUGUUCAUGAAUACAAUUCAACUGUUGAGGCACAAAGAGAGCAGGAUAAUGCUCGAAUGAAUGUAUUUGGUUCUUCCUCAAGUGUUGGGACUGGGAGAAGCAUGCAGGGUGGCCAGUCAUUAUUUAAAUCUUUUGUUAGAAGUGUUGAUACCUUGCAGCCUAGUAAAUCAGAACUGGACAAUUAUUUAGAGGAGAGCAUUUAUAUUUGUGAAGAGGGUUCAGAUGCAAGUUUUGAUGCCUUGGAAUGGUGGAAAAUAAAUAGUCUCAAGUUUCGAACUUUGUCCAAACUGGCCCGAGAUAUUUUGGCUACUCUAAUUACCACAGUUAGCUCAAAAUCAACAUUCAGCGCAGGAGACAGAGUCAUUGAUCCUCAUAGAGCUUCAUUAAAGACUGAAACUGUCCAGAUGUUAUUAUGUGGGUCUGAUUGGGUUAGAGCACUAUAUGGGCUUAAAAGAUCAUCCACAAAUUCUAUGGAUGUUUUAUCAGAAACUCAUAUUCUCUUGCCACAGCAAUAG
Molecule: messenger RNA, 1995 nt
Organism: Carya illinoinensis
Lineage: Eukaryota; Viridiplantae; Streptophyta; Magnoliopsida; Fagales; Juglandaceae
Product: zinc finger BED domain-containing protein RICESLEEPER 2-like
Exons: 3
Coding region: 1-1995 (664 amino acids)
Molecular function (GO): protein dimerization activity; DNA binding
Source: RefSeq, a predicted model, not a curated record